Molecule: messenger RNA, 2535 nt
Organism: Oncorhynchus keta (chum salmon)
Lineage: Eukaryota; Metazoa; Chordata; Actinopteri; Salmoniformes; Salmonidae
Exons: 6
Coding region: 835-1908 (357 amino acids)
Source: RefSeq, a predicted model, not a curated record
AACCUAGCGUUCAAACAGGGAAACGGUUCCAAUUGUUUUUCCACCAUUAAUUUUUCCCUUAAGGGAUUUUAGAAACACUUCAAAUAAGGCCUGUGGCCUCCUGAGUGGCGCAGUGGUCUAAAACUCUGCAUCGCAAGCUGUGUCAGAGCCCGGCCGUGAGCGGGAGCCCCAUAGGGCGACACACAAUUGGCCCAGGGUUUGGCCGGGGGGCUUUCCUAGGCUCAUCGCACUCUAUCGACUCCUUGUGGCGGUGUUAAAGUGUUAAACAAAUCAAAGGUGCAGAGAUUAUCACAGCUUGGAGGUGCAGAGAUUAUCACAGCUUGGAGGUGCAGAGAUUAUCACAGCUUGGAGGUGCAGAGAUUAUCACAGUUUGGAGGUGCAGAGAUUAUCACAGCCUGGAGGUGCAGAGAUUAUCACAGCUUGGAGGUGCAGAGAUUAUCACAGCCUGGAGGUGCAGAGAUUAUCACAGCUUGGAGGUGCAGAGAUUAUCACAGCUUGGAGGUGCAGAGAUUAUCACAGCUUGGAGGUGCAGAGAUUAUCACAGCUUGGAGGUGCAGAGAUUAUCACAGCCUGGAGGUGCAGAGAUUAUCACAGCCUGGAGGUGCAGAGAUUAUCACAGCUUGGAGGUGCAGAGAUUAUCACAGCUUGGAGGUGCAGAGAUUAUCACAGCCUGGAGGUGCAGAGAUUAUCACAGCUUGGAGGUGCAGAGAUUAUCACAGCUUGGAGGUGCAGAGAUUAUCACAGCUUGGAGGUGCAGAGAUUAUCACAGCUUGGAGGUGCAGAGAUUAUCACAGCUUGGAGGUGCAGAGAUGAUCACAGCUUGGAGGUGCAGAGAUGAUCACAGCUUGGAGGUGCAGAGAUGAUCACAGCCUGGAGGUGCAGAGAUCAUCACAGCCUGGAGGUGCAGAGAUUAUCACAGCCUGGAGGUGCAGAGAUCAUCACAGCCUGGAGGUGCAGAGAUCAUCACAGCCUGGAGGUGCAGAGAUCAUCACAGCUUGGAGGUGCAGAGAUCAUCACAGCUUGGAGGUGCAGAGAUCAUCACAGCCUGGAGGUGCAGAGAUCAUCACAGCCUGGAGGUGCAGAGAUCAUCACAGCCUGGAGGUGCAGAGAUCAUCACAGCCUGGAGGUGCAGAGAUCAUCACAGCCUGGAGGUGCAGAGAUCAUCACAGCCUGGAGGUGCAGAGAUUAUCACAGCCUGGAGGUGCAGAGAUCAUCACAGCCUGGAGGUGCAGAGAUCAUCACAGCCUGGAGGUGCAGAGAUCAUCACAGCCUGGAGGUGCAGAGAUCAUCACAGCCUGGAGGUGCAGAGAUCAUCACAGCCUGGAGGUGCAGAGAUCAUCACAGCCUGGAAGUGCAGAGAUCAUCACAGCCUGGAGGUGCAGAGAUCAUCACAGCCUAGAGGUGCAGAGAUUAUCACAGCCUGGAGGUGCAGAGAUCAUCACAGCCUGGAGGUGCAGAGAUCAUCACAGCCUGGAGGUGCAGAGAUCAUCACAGCCUGGAGGUGCAGAGAUCAUCACAGCCUGGAGGUGCAGAGAUCAUCACAGCCUGGAGGUGCAGAGAUCAUCACAGCCUAGAGGUGCAGAGAUCAUCACAGCCUGGAGGUGCAGAGAUCAUCACAGCCUGGAGGUGCAGAGAUCAUCACAGCCUGGAGGUGCAGAGAUCAUCACAGCCUGGAGGUGCAGAGACACAUGCAGAUCAUCUGUUCACCUAUUCUGCAUCUCACAAAGACAUGGCGGUUGGAACCACAAAUCUAAAAUUUGGACUCAUCAGACCAAAGGACAGAUUUCCACCGUUCUAAUUUCCAUUGCUUGUGUAUCUUGGCCCAAGCAAGUCUCUUCUUCUUAUUGGUGUCCUUUAGUAGUGGUUUCUUUGCAGCAAUUGAACCAUGAUUCACACCGUCUCCUCUGAACUGGUGAUGUUGAGAUAUGUCUGUUAUUUUAACUCUGUGAAGCAUUUAAUUGGGCUGCAAUUUCUGAGGUGGUAACUGUAAUGAACUUGUCCUCUGCAGCAGAGGUAACUCUGGGUCUUCCUUUCCUGUGGCGGUCCUCAUGAGAACCAGUUUCAUCAUAGUGCUUGAUGGUUUUUGCGACUGCACUUGAAAGUUAUUGAAAUUGUCUUAAAGUAAUGAUGGACUGUCGUUUCUCUUUGCUUAUUUGAGCUGUUCUUGACAUAAUUAUGGACUUGGUCUUUUACCAAAUAGGGCUAUCUUCUGUACACCACCCUACCUUGUCCCAACACAAUUAAUUGGCUCAAAUGCAUUAAGAAGGGAAGUAAAUUACACAAAUGAACUUUUAACAAGGCACACCUGUUAAUUGAAAUUCAUUCCAGGUGACUACCUCAUGAAGCUGGUUGAGAGAAUGCCAAGAGUGUGCAAAGCUGUCAAGGCAAAGGGUAGCUACUUUGAAGAAUCUCAAAUAUAAAAAUAUACUUUAAUUCCAUAUGUGUUAUUUCAUAGUGUUGGUGUCUUCACUAUUAUUCUACAAAGUAGAAAAGAGUAAAAACAAAGAAAAACCCUUGAAUGAGUAGGUGUGUCCA